Messenger RNA from Amaranthus tricolor (Joseph's coat), 663 nucleotides. RefSeq lists its product as uncharacterized. Gene Ontology annotation, biological process: chromatin remodeling. NCBI's taxonomy places the organism in Eukaryota, Viridiplantae, Streptophyta, Magnoliopsida, Caryophyllales, Amaranthaceae. The record is from RefSeq and is a predicted model, not a curated record. The transcript has a single exon. Gene Ontology annotation, cellular component: nucleus. Bases 1 to 663 code for a protein of 220 amino acids.
AUGUCGUUGGAGUUGGCGACUGAACUUUUUAAGUACAAGAUUCAAGUGGUUUGCAUUAAGGAAAUUAGGUGGAAGGAGCAAAAGGCAAGCAUUUUAAAAGGUUAUAAUUUAUGGUAUGUAGGUUUGGAUGGAAAGCAAAGUGGAGUUGAUAUUCUUGUAGCUAAUGAUAUCCUAAAGCAAGUGGUAGAAGUUAGGAGGUGCAAUGAUAGGAUUAUGCUAGUUAGAAUAGUAGUGGGAGAAGAGGUGAUAUCAAUCAUUAGUGUGUAUGGGCCGCAAGUUGGGCUAGAUGAGAAAGUCAAACGUGAGUUUUGGGAUUACCUAUGUGACCUUAUAGAUACUAUCCCUGCCGAUGAAAAAGUUUUUAUAUGUGGAGACUUCAAUGGACACAUAGGUAAGGAGACAGUUAACUAUAACUUAGUUCAUGACGGGUUUGGUUAUGGUGUAAGGAACGAGAGCGGAGAGAUCUUGCUUGAGUUUGCGUUAGUAAAGGAGUUGGUUAUAGCAAACUCGAUCUUUAGAAAGAAUGAUGAGCACUUGAUUACGUACAAGAGUGGUGGGCAUGCAACCCAAAUUGACUACUGUUUAGUAUGGAAGGUUGAUUGGAGCUCAUGUCUAGACUGUAAGGUCAUGCUAGGUACAAAGAUGCCCACCCAACAUAUAUAG